Molecule: messenger RNA, 1521 nt
Organism: Penicillium olsonii
Lineage: Eukaryota; Fungi; Ascomycota; Eurotiomycetes; Eurotiales; Aspergillaceae
Source: the annotation of a GenBank genome assembly
AUGUCGCACCCGCCAGAUAUAUGGUGGGUCAAGCUCUCGGACUUUGGGCUCAGUAAGCGCAUCGAGGAAGCAUCAGGGGCCUCAACGUUGCUGAAGGGAACGCCUGGAUACAUAGCCCCUGAGUUAUACGAACUCACCGAGCGAGGAUCUCCAUAUGCCCCUGAUAUUUGGGCUGUCGGCGCGACUUUGUUCUUCAUGCUUGUCAAAAGGCCUGCCUUCGACAGUCUCGGACGGCUUGCGAAAUACGCAACGGACAUAGAAGGUUUCCCGAGUGGAUUGCUUGCUGAUGUUGGCGCAACUCAUCUUUGUAUCGAAUUUAUCGAAUCUCUGAUGGGCGUUCGUCCUAAGGAUAGGGCCCCAGCUGAUGUAGCCAUUCAUCACAAAUGGCUCAAGGAAAUGAAUACCCCCCCUCCUAGCAGGGCGGGAUCUGGAUUCCCACUGGACAGCCCGCCGUCACCAAAAGCGUUGAGCACCGGCUUAUCUACUGAGGAAUUCGCGCCCUGGGAUACAGUGUCGUCCCGGCAAACAUCCAAUGAUACCCUUAAGCAUGGACCACAUGAAGGGACCAGGGAAGACUUCAAUAUUCCGAUACAAAGAGACUCAAUCAAGUUAUCCGGUGGAAAAAUUCGAGUGGCCAAGGAACUUUUUCACCGAGGCUGCGAAGGGGAAGCUGUGUUUUCGGCCGACAGCACAGUCCUAGCGGUUGCUGGGUCGAAGAAUCCGCUCCGACUCUGGGAUAUGUCUUCAUACUCUGAGAUUCCCGGACUAAAAGCAAGGCUGUGUAUCGCCUUCUCCCCAGACGGGAAGCUAUUUGCAUCAUGUGGCCUUUUCAACUACUUGCAGCUAUGGGAUGCUCCAACGCGCACCGCGCUCGAAUCUCAUAAUCUUACAGGUUAUCCUCAAUCUGUUAUCUUCUCCCCAGAUAGCAAGAUGGUAGCUUGUGCGGUCAAUGACACUGUGUUCUUCAGACACGUUGCUGAGGGAUCCAACCUCCGCAAAUUCAAAUUCCACAUUGCCCUAGAAAGUCGUCCACUACCGAUCCAUCUUGCCUUCUCGUCCGAUUCAAAAAGCAUCUGGCUUGCCCGCGCAGACAAGUUCCAGAAGCUGGAAAUUGAUCAAGAUACCCCAAAGCAUUGUUUCAGAUUACCGGUGGGAGGUGAUGCAUUGGGUAUCUCUGCGGAUGGGCAAUAUAUAGCGUACCUGGACCCCGCACGUACCCGGAACAUCUGUCUUAUGGAACUCUCGACAAGACGCAUGGUGUUGGAAAUUAAGAGCAAGUUCAUACACUCGAGGGUAGCCUUUUCCCACAAGGCUAAGCUUUUUGCAGUAUACGAAAGUGGACGAUCAUACAAUAGGGGGAUAUUGAGUCUGUGGGAUCUUGACGCCAAAGAAGAACUAUCAGCGACUACAUGCCGUUCUAGUGUGCAGUCUAUUGCCUUCUCUCCUGAUGAUACUAUGAUUGCAUCGACGAGUCGAUAUGGCUCAACUUUACUUUGGGUUGCUGAUACAAGAAGCGAAUAG